AUGUGCCAUCUACUCCAAGCGAGGAGGGACGGUACACAAACGGGACCACCCACCGCACGUCCUAGAUGUCUUGCGUCAGCAUACACGGCACUCUUGGGCGAAAACCCAACCAUUAUGCAAGCCAUGCUCUUCCGUGGAUCGUACAGGCAGGAAGUGAUAGCCGAAAUGAAAAAGGAUAUGUACACGGGCUACAUAAUAACAUUGAAAGAGGACCACCAGCGGGGUAUUCAAUAUGGGCCCUAG
Messenger RNA from Nezara viridula (southern green stink bug), 243 nucleotides. The record is from the annotation of a GenBank genome assembly. NCBI's taxonomy places the organism in Eukaryota, Metazoa, Arthropoda, Insecta, Hemiptera, Pentatomidae.